Messenger RNA from Colius striatus (speckled mousebird), 1497 nucleotides. RefSeq names its product forkhead box protein J1-B-like. The transcript is spliced from 4 exons. Gene Ontology annotation, biological process: regulation of DNA-templated transcription. Lineage: Eukaryota; Metazoa; Chordata; Aves; Coliiformes; Coliidae. The record is from RefSeq and is a predicted model, not a curated record. Bases 1 to 1497 code for a protein of 498 amino acids. Gene Ontology annotation, molecular function: DNA-binding transcription factor activity; sequence-specific DNA binding.
AUGCCGCGGCUGCCCCAGCCAACACCAGCUUGGCCAAGUCCUCCUGCUGCUCUGUCCCACUCCCCCUGUCAGCCCAUCUCCUCCUCAGCCUCCAGAACGCAGCAUCACACCAUGGUGCUGAGCCCUGAGCUCGCACAGGACACUGGCCACAGGAGCAACCCUUCUGUCAGGCCACCCUACACCUACGCCAGCCUCAUCUGCAUGGCCAUGGAAGCCAGCCAGAAGCCCAGCAUCUCCCUCUCUGACAUCUACAAGUGGAUCAGGGACAACUUCAGCUACUUCCGACACGCUGAUCCCAGCUGGCAGAGAUCCAUCCGGCGCAAACUCUCCUUGAACAAGAGCUUCAUCAGGGUGCCCCAGGAGAAGGGGGAGACAGGCAGAGGCGGCUUUUGGACGCUUCACCCCGAAUAUGCCCAGAGGCUCAAGAACAUUGUCUGCAAACGGCGGAGCAUGCCCCCAGCACACAGUCACGCGGCCUGUCCUGCAACAGCCCCGCAAGGUACAGGGAGCCUCACCACCACAGACACCUCCUCUGGCACAUACACUUCCAUCCUCAAUGUCAACAGAGAGUUGCAGCAGCUGCUGAAGGAGUUUGAAGAAGACACCAGCAACCAGACCCUGGCUGCAGCAGAUGGCAAAGCAGGGCAGAGGCACAAGAAGCCAUCACCCAAACCAACGGCCAGACUGCCUCGGCUUUGCAGCCCUGUCCUGCUGAGCCAGGAGAAGCAGCCGGAGCUGGGGGCACUGGAAGAGGAUUUUGACUGUGAAGCCAUCUGCAACACCAAUUCAUGUGGAGAAUUUGACACUAAACUGAGCAGAGACAUUGCCUGCAAACAGCGGAGGAUGCCCCAAGCACAGAGCCACGCAGCCUGUCCUGCAACAGCCCCGCAAGGCACAGCGAGCCUCACCACCACAGACACCUCCUCUGGCACCUACACUUCCCUCCUAACUGGCAACAGGGAGGUGCAGCAGCGGCUGAAGGAGUUUGAAGAAGCCACCAGCAACCAGACCCUGGCUGCAGCAGAUGGCAAAGCAGGGCAGAAGCGCAAGAAGCCAUCGCCUGCAGGAAUGGCCAAGGUGACUUGGCUUUGCAGGCCUGUCCUGCUGAGCCAGGAGCAGCAGCCGGACCUGGGGCCACUGCAAGGGGACUUGGACUGGGAAGCCUUCUUCUACACCAACCGACGUGGAGGCUUUGACAGCAAAACCAGCUCCAACAGCAAUGUGGACAGUGACUCUGACUCAGAAAGCAGCUUCAUCACCAUCUCAAACCGUGACUCUCCACUUCUGGAGCUCACAGAACCAAACAGCCCUGCAGAACACGAGCCAGAGCUGACGGCACAUGGGCACCACAUCCACCAGCUCCAGGAUGGCCAGGAGCAGCUGCAGCUCCUCACUGAAGCCAGCGUGAACAACCUGGACUUUGAUGAAACCUUCAUGGCCACUUAUUUCCUGCAACAGGAGUUGGACAAAGAGACAAACGACUGUCUCUAUUACUGA